Messenger RNA from Daucus carota subsp. sativus, 1600 nucleotides. Its product is annotated as polygalacturonase. The transcript is spliced from 4 exons. Gene Ontology annotation, molecular function: polygalacturonase activity. Gene Ontology annotation, biological process: carbohydrate metabolic process. The coding region runs from base 197 to 1372 and encodes 391 amino acids. The record is from RefSeq and is a predicted model, not a curated record. Lineage: Eukaryota; Viridiplantae; Streptophyta; Magnoliopsida; Apiales; Apiaceae.
UCACAUGCACUCCCGUAGUACUUAUCAUAACGUGAAUAUGAUAAGUCGAUAACGUGAGAAUUAAUCAUGACUUUAUUCCCAUUGUUUCAUUUUUCAAUUCUGUGUAACUGCAGAACAAGUCAGUUAUAAAUAGCCCUGUGAGCUUCAUGAAUCUUCACUACAAUCCACUAGUACAAGAUACAACUAAAUUCCAAGAAUGGCUAAGCUAAUUCUCUCUUGCAUUCUGUUUUUUACAUUCACAGCCCUGUUUUCUCUCUCAAAUGCAGCUAAUACUAUUAAUGUGAUCAAGUAUGGAGCCAAGCCUGAUGGCAAAACUGAUUCUACGCAGGCAUUCGUCAAGGCUUGGGUGGCGGUAUGCAACUCGGCCCAGGCGGUGACGAUGUAUGUCCCACAAGGGCGUUUUGUCAUUAGAGCGGUGGAGUUCAGAGGACCAUGCAAGAGUAAAAUUAAUGUUCAGAUAGAUGGAACUAUAGUUGCUCCUGGUGAUUACCGCGCAUUAGGCAAUACCGGGAACUGGAUAUUGUUUAUUAAAGUUAACAGAGUUAGUGUCAAUGGGGGAACUCUUGAUGCCAGAGGAGCUGCAUUUUGGAAUUGUAGGGAGUCUGGAAAGAAUUGUCCUGAAGGAGCCAGGUCAAUAACCUUCAACUGGGCGAAUGACAUAAAAAUCAGUGGUCUGACAUCGAUAAACAGUCAGGCGGCUCACGUGGUGAUCAAUGGAUGCAACAAUGUGAUGGUUAGUAAUCUGCGGCUUAAUGCCCCGGACCAAAGCCCAAACACUGAUGGAAUUCACGUCCAGACUUCAACAGGUGUUACUAUUACCGGAACUACCAUCAAAACGGGUGAUGAUUGUGUGUCAAUUGGUCCUGGUACUAGAAAUUUGUGGAUGGAACGGAUACAGUGCGGCCCUGGACACGGUGUCAGCAUUGGAAGUUUGGGAAAAGAUGCGAAUGAAGCUGGUGUCCAGAACAUCACGUUGAUAAACUCGGCAUUUACAGGUUCAGACAAUGGCCUGCGAAUUAAAUCAUGGGCUAGGCCUACCACUUCCUUUGUCAGAAAUGUUGUUUAUCAAAAUAUUCAGAUGAGAAAUGUGGAGAACCCUAUCAUUAUCGACCAGAACUACUGCCCCAACAAUCAGAAUUGUCCUCAUCAGACUUCUGGGGUGAAGAUAACUGGAGUGACGUAUAAAAAUGUUCAAGGCACGUCGGCUAGCAAAGUUGCAGUGGCUUUUGAUUGCAGUCCUACCCAGAAGUGCACGGGGAUUAAAUUGCAAGACGUGAAACUCAGUUAUCAGAAUAGAGAUGCACGCUCAACGUGUAAAAAUAGUGGAGGAACAACCAGCGGAACUUCAAUGCCAAAUAGCUGCUUGAAAUAGUUGUGUAGCACUUUCAUAGUUAUAUAUAUACUAGUUAGCUAGGUAAGACUUCUGUUUGAGCUUCCCAAAGAUGAGAUAUCUAACCGGUGAAGAUCUGUAAAAUUGCUUCCAUUUGAUGUGUCAGUUUGGCUGUUGAGACAUUUUCUGAUUGUGGAAUAUAUGUCAACCUUGAGCCAGAGGCGCCAAGGAUUAGUAUCUUGUAUCUCAUGAAACAGUAUACUUAUAAUU